Messenger RNA from Eruca vesicaria subsp. sativa (arugula), 1478 nucleotides. The record is from the annotation of a GenBank genome assembly. NCBI's taxonomy places the organism in Eukaryota, Viridiplantae, Streptophyta, Magnoliopsida, Brassicales, Brassicaceae.
AUUCAACCUUAAACAACCAAAGAAUUAAAAAAAGACAAGAUUUGAUCGUCCUAAAGGAAACUACAUCUCAGAUGGAUAAGUUGAAGAUAGCUGAAUGGGGAGAGAAGUUGAAGACAGGAGGAGCUCAGAUGAGCAGAAUGGUGAGUGACAAAGUCAAAGACAUCCUCCAAGCUCCCACCUUGGAAUCCAAAAUGGUUGAUGAAGCUACUCUGGAGACUCUUGAGGAGCCCAACUGGGGAAUGAACAUGAGGAUAUGCGCUCAGAUCAACAACCAGGAGUUCAACGCCACGGAGAUCGUUAAAGCCAUCAAGAGGAAGAUCUCUGGUAAAAGCCCUGUGAGCCAAAGGCUGAGCCUUGAGCUUCUUGAGGCUUGUGCUAUGAACUGUGACAAGAUUUUCUCUGAGGUUGCUUCUGAGAGAGUUCUUGAUGAGAUGGUUUUGUUGGUUAAGAACGGUGAAGCUGAUUCAGAGAAUAGAAGCAGAGCUUUUCAGCUUGUUAGAGCUUGGGGACAGUCUCAAGAUCUUGCUUAUCUUCCUGUUUUCAAGCAGACUUAUAUGAGUUUGGAAGGAGAUAAUGGUUUGAACACUCGUAACGAGGAGAAUCCAGUGGCGGGACAAAGCUCUUUGGAGUCUUUGAUGCAACGGCCGGUUCCAGUUCCUCCACCUGGUAGCUAUCCUGUUCCUAUUCAAGAACAGGCUCGUGGAGAUGAUGGUGGUGGUCUUGACUAUAAUUUUGGGAACUUGUCGAUUAAGGAUAAGAAAGAACAGAUUGAGAUUACACGGAACAGCCUCGAGCUGCUCUCUAGCAUGUUGAACACUGAGGGGAAGCCGAAUCAUACAGAGGACGAGCUAACGGUAAGCUUGAUGGAGAAAUGCAAGCAGUCACAGCCGUUGAUUCAAAUGAUCAUAGAGAGCACAACAGACGAUGAAGGUGUUCUUUUUGAGGCUCUCCACGUGAACGAUGAGCUCCAACGCGUUCUAUCUAUUUACAAUGAAACUAUGAAGAAGGCGUCCGUGGUGGAACAAAAAUCAUCGGGAAGCAAAGAUGCUGGUCCUCCGAAACCAACAGAAGAAGAACAUCUUCCUGUGAAGCAAAAGGAUGUUGAGGAUGGAAAACAUGCAGAAACACCAGGAUCCUCCAACAAGACUGUCAAAGAAGACAAGGAGGUGAAAAUAGAACUCGGGUUAUCGAGUGAUGAAGAUGAGAAAUGAGCAAGUCUUAUGUUGGGGAAGAUUUGUUGUUCUUUUAGUGUUUUCUUCUGCAAUGUACUUUCGACUUUUAUAUCUGUGGAACCUUGUUUAGCUUCGUUUUCUUUGCUCUUGACAUUUUAAAAAACCGGAGGUGAGUCCUCACCCGGCACCGUAGGUAUUUAUGCGAGGUGUUUUGGUUAGCUUUUAUGGUAUUUGAUGAUGCAUAACAGGAGAAAGGUAUUUUCAUCCACAAAAACUCUACUCCCUCCAUUUCCAAAUACAAGAUGU